GUCAAACCGUUACAGCACGUCCUAAGGCUGGGGUUUUGCGUGUACCUGCGCAAACUAUCAGAUCUAUAUACCGUAUUUUUCCUUUAUCUGGCGUGAUACAUGACUGUGGAAUCGAUUCUCCGGCAAAGUUUGACUUCCGCUCAUUGAAAAUCGACGCAAAAGUCGCGCAAGUGAAUGUAACAUGUGAAAUGUCCCUGCCAGCAGCUCGACUUCACACCUCCAGCUAAAUAUCAGGAAAUAAGUUGGUCUUUAUUGAACUUCCUCACUUGACAACUGUCGACAGUCAGUAGCAGCGGGCUGCAGGGCUGCAACACGUAAACAUGUCGCUGAAAAACUGUCUGGAAACCGGUUUAGACUUCAUUGAAAUCCUGGGAGACAGAAUAUCAAACAGCAGGAGCAAGAAUGAACUUCGAGACAUCUAUUACCGUGAAUUUAAGGGCCGGAGGUAGGUGACAAACCGGGUCCUGAGAUUUAUAGAGGUGCUGCUCAUGUCCAAACUCUUACCUUGUGUGUUUUUGUCCACAGAAAAGACUUUAAAGAGCCCAGCUUCUCCAGUGUUCUCUAUGCUCUUGUGAAAUUCAACAAAGUUUACAUCAGACAGGGGACCGUCUUCAUAAAUGUUAAACCUCAGGUGGGAUGAACCUGUUGUCUGUCAGGAAACAAAUCUGAUAUAUAGAAGAUGGGACGAUAUGAUCUCACCUUUAACCACCACUUGUAGGUGCGAGUGUACUGUGACCAAUGGAGGAGGCCCCGGGCCCCUCAGCCUCCACACAGUCCAGACCCUGGCCCCUCGGCCCCCCUCAACCCUGUGCUGACCCCAAAGAAAAAGAUGGCUAUGAAAAUCCUGAAUGAGUUAAAGGUGAACAGGUAAGUUUGUUUGACUUUUUUCACCACAUAUAUUUGCUCACUGAAGGCGUCUGUAUUUAUGCUGCGAGCCUCAUUUCACUCAUUUCGGAGUCAGUCGUGUUAUAUAACAUCGAGAGCCUACCAAGCUUGUAAAGUCAGUCUUAAAGGUUAUACGUUUAGCUCUUAGUGUCACUCAACAAUUCAUUAUUGCUGCUGUAAAAGCAGGUCAUGCUCCCCAACCCCCCUCCACACUCUCAAAAGUUAACAGGCUUUUACUGGGAUGAAGGAAAUGAUUUUAAGGCAAGCUUUUUACAAAGUUGGGCAAUAAGAUGGGAAUGGAAAGAGAGACACGAUUGUCCUCAUUUGGCCCGAACUACGUCUGUGUUAUGAAGACUUGUACAGAUUCAGUGACCACAUCCCCGUUGGUGGUGUGUUUACACAGAAAUGAGUGAAGAGAGAGAGAGAGAAAGAGAGAGAGAGAAAGAGAGAGAGAGUCCUGAGAGAAAAGAAAAGGAAGUUAAUAAUGUUCGAGUUCAAUUUAAGAUGAUAAUAUAAGACUAUAAACUAAAUUUAAAGAGAAAUUUGUCCUUUUUUAUAAUCUUGGUCAAUAAUGACACCAUUAAUCCACCUUCUUCUAUCUCAAACAGCAUGUAGUCUUGUCUCCUAAAACAAACAUCAGAUCCUCUGCUCCAUCGAAGUUCCACUUUAGUGUUUCUCAGCCUCCUCCCCCUUAAUUAUAAACUGCUUUAUGCUGAUAUUUGUUGUAUUUAAUCAAUAUCCUCUCACUGUUAUUAAUUUCCUCCUGGUUUUAUCUGACUUCACCGAAUAUUGUCAAAGUUAUUCAUCAAAGUGUAAUGUCAGAUUUACGCCCUAAUGUAAUUAGUUUUUGAGAAAGUCUAAGACGUCUAAAAAAACAGAUCUUUCUGCCGUUGUUUCCUGUUGUAAAAUUUGGGGAAUUUGACUCUAGAAUUGACAAAACUGUGAAAAUGCUCAUUAUUAUUUUCAGUAAUUCAUCUUCAAAUGUCUUAUUGUGUUUGACUAAAAGUUUGUAACACUAAGAUAACAAAUUCAUCACCUUGUCAGACGAGACAUGGAGGUAAACUCUGACGUUUGAGAGGCCAGAAGCAUCAUUUUAAAAGGUUUUAAAUGUCCUCUAAAGAAACAUUAAUUUGGAUAUUUUACUGAAAUAGCUGCUGUUUAAUUUUCUGGAAGUGAACAAAGAAUUAAUGUACAAAUUGCUGCAGCUUUAGUGUUUACAAUGCAUGAAAGAUUACAUACAGACGGGUCUUUCCGUUACUUUGACACCAAUUACAUUCAUUCUCAGAGCGUAACACACAUACAGACUAAUCUUUCUGAAAUGACAAGAGGCAGACACCGAACAUAUAAUGAAAGUGAAUUUAAUUCUUGCAAGAAUGGAGCUCAAACAAUGCAUCAAGCAGGCACACAGAUUGUGGGGCUACAGAGUCUUUUAUUUUUUCUUGCUCUCUCAGAUCUUCGUCAUUAUUUCUAAAUCACUCUUUCACUCGGACUCAUCCUGUUGGUUAUGCUUCAGUCCUCCUCGCAUAGUUUCAGUAUCACAGUGACCUUCUCCUUCACCUUAUCUUCUCAGUGAACCCACACUCCUGGAAUUAUACAACUCCUGUGCACAACUUGGAGAGUAUUUUUCCAUCGAGUCAAAAAGGAAAACUUUGGACAUUUCUUUAUGCUUCUGAACUGAAAAUAAACUCCACAGAGUAAUAAUGAGGUUAUGGGAUACAGUUACUGUAAGAAUAUGGAUCAAAACUAUUAUCAUUUUUUUACUCCAGUGUUGUGACAUUCAUCUUUGUUUUUAUUCAUUAAACAACGUGAGCAGCAUUCAUUAUCAUCAUUGUUAUUUCUUACAAUCAUCAAUCAAUCAAUCAAACUUUGUUUAUAAAGCACUUUUCAUUCAAAAAAAUGAGACACAAAGUGCUUCGUAAUGAGUCAGGGGAAACAAAAUAAAAAUACAAAACACCGCCCACCCCUUCAACCCACAUUUAACACACAAAACACACACAAACUCACACACACAUAGACACUAAGUAAGGCUGUCCAACAGAUGACUGAGGAAACACUAGACCAAAGACUAAACUGAUGAAACUAUGAUCAGAUUUAAUAAAAAUAGUAAAUCCUUCAAAGUUUAUUUAAAUAAAACAGUCUUCAAACCAAAGACUAAAAGAAGAUCAAUAAAAAAGAGGGAAUGAAACACAAAAUAGUAAAUGAACUGAAAUAACGACAGAGGAAGUUUUGCUGUCAAAAAUAGAGAAAAGCAUAAACAUCUUCGCACAUACAAAUAGAUUUAACGUCAAUUUAGGCUCGUGUUUAUGUCAAAGGCUGGAUAAUUACAGGAAGAUAAUUUGUAGAGAAAAGUAUGGUUUCAAAACUGCAAAGUGGAGUUUAAACUGUCUCAUAAUAAAUGAAUUUAUGCCGGAGAAUUCACAAAUAACUUGUAUGAGCAGAUUUAUUUCCAGCUGUACCACUGACAACUAUCCUUUCAGGUUCAUCUAGUCACUGAUGGUCUUGUUUGCUUUAGUGUAUCAUAAAGAGACAUCACUUUAAAUUUCAGGAAAGGGCUGACGUCGGAUAAAGGAGGUAUUCAGAUCACUUCGGACCCCACUCCAUGUGGUGAAAAGGUCCAGUUCACUGUGGAGAAUCUGAGGGAGUCGGUCACCAUUAAGUUCCACAUCCUGAAUAAGGGCACAGACUUCAUCAACUUCACCUACUACACAGCCCUGCACAAGUUCCACUGUUUCACUCUGACGGAUGAGAGGAAUGUGACGAGAGCUCGUCCAGUCUACCUCUGCCCCGGUGAGACAAAAACACUCCUGUCCUCUCGUUUAAUUAAAGAAAAGAAAACACACUCAAAGCCAAUUUCCUGUGUUCUCUUCUUCUGUCUUCCUUCCUCAGGAGAAACCUAUGAGGUUAUCGUCCAAUACACGCUCAGCCACUAUGGGUACUUCCCUGCCACCAUGUACUUUGAGUUCUGCCCGGAUCUACAAGAACCGUUCUGCAUCGUGAGGGAGAUGGAAGCAUUAGCUAAGACCCCACUGGCUGUGGAUCUCGGACCGGUGGCUCCUUACAAACCAUUUCAGAUGGUCACAUACAAACCUGUCGACACUGUCGUGGUGGAGGGCGUCCCCCCUGACAUGUGAGUGAUUUAACAAAUGUCAGAUUUUCAAAAUAAAACUCCACAAAGAUUUUUCGGGUCAGGUGUGUAAAUGAAAAAAUAAACAGAGGUAAGCUCUCUGGACCUCUGCUUCUCAGCUGAUAUUGUGGUAAAGAGGUGUGAGGAGAUCAGCUGCACAAUGAAACAGGAUGUCAGGUCUGCAAAAAACGAAGCUGCUUCAUGAGUCAUGAGUCUCCUGAGACGUUCGGUUUUGACACGUCACAAGAGAGUCUGCUGAGAUUUCUUCAUAGGUGUCAAUUCAAGAUAAUCAAAGAAAUGUGGAUCUGUGAAACUUCAACAGGUCAAAUUCUAGAUCACGCGUCUGGUGGGUUCUCCUGGAGGACUCGCCAUGUUUGGUUUGGUGUUUCUCCGCUUCUGCGUCUGUCUGCACUGAUUGAAUCCUCCCCCGCAGCAAACAAACAGGCCGCCAGUCAACACAUUUGUCGUUGUCAAAACAUCUCCACCAACUCAGAUCACUGUUUAGAUAUUGUGGUGGAACAGAUUUGCAAACAUGUUCGAUUUGCAAAACCCACCCCUGCGGGACUUUCCAGCUGAGGACAGCACUUAAGUCGCAGUUUUUGCUGCUUUGGGGGCAGAAGUGAAGUGACUCUGAUUGAGAGAUCACAGAAUUGUCAGGUACCAGGAUUUUCCAAAAAGACUGCAAAAGAAAAAAACAUCUGAGGAGGUAGCUUUUAUGCACCAGAUUCCCUUUUUUGUAAUAACAGAAUCAUUUGAAUUGAAUGUAAAUAUAAUUGCAGUGAUUUAAUUUCUCUCUAAGUUUGUUAAAUAAGAACUUUAAAAAGGAUCUGCGCUCAAGGGGACAUUUGAGACUUAAGCUCCAGCACAUCUACGCUCCAUUAACUCCGUAUAUAAAAGACAACCUAUCUUCACUCCAGCCUGUGGUGAGAUGUGAAGCUAGAGACCGUUUCAAGUUUUGCACCUCAAGGGCGAUCUGAAAGGGCGAUCAUGUAGAUGGUGCCAACCUCAGACCUGGAGUGUCUGGUCUGACAGGAAGAGGAAGCUACAUCUGCCUGAGCUCAUGACCACAGACUUGGUUACCAGGCUGGUUGUUUAUUAUCUAACAGACAAAUAAAUCACACCUCCCUCUGUCUCCAUGCAGAGUUACUCUAGCUCUGCAUCAGAAAUGAGAAUUUUCUGAUGGGAGGAUAGUGAUGAAUGGAUUCAACCAAUCCAUAACCAACAAUAAUUACAAAGACAAGUCUGAUAUAUGUGUUUUUGUUCUUUCUUCAGCUCUUUUGUUCACCCUCUGAAGAUGAAGGUGAAAUUAGGAGACUACAAGUACCCUUUCUACCUGAAGGAACUGGCAAAACAAAGGAUGGAGGACUCCGAGUUCCUCUCUCCAGCUGCUCGGCAGAAAUUGUCACCAGUGAGGUAAGAGAGCAGCCGAGUUACAAACACCUCAUCUCCUUUUUUCAGUAAAGUUCACCUGAACUCAGCCUCCUCAUCACAUUUUAAUGUGUGUUUUUAUGUGCAGAGAUCUUCUCAACUCCUCCUUAACCAUGAAGAUAUACUCUCAGCGCUUCCACCUGUUGCUUCACCUGGAGGAGAUACAGAUGGAAGUGGACAUCAGGAAGUAUGACCUGAAAAAUCAGACCAUGACCCAAGACCCGAGAGACAAAAAGCUGCUCAUCCUCAGAGUAAGGAGUUCUCACAGCAAACAUCUGCUCUUUAGUGCUCCAGUGAAGGAAAACAGCUCUUCUUUGUGAUGUGCAGAAUAAAUUUAUGGAAGAUAAUCUCAGUAGCUGCGCUUACAUGGGCACAAAUAAUCGGAAUAAAAAUGAGUCAUGUAAACAUGUCGAUCGGAAGAUUCUGAUCCAGUUCGGCUCAGUCGGAAAGAAAUUGUAUUUCGAUCGAUUGGGGUGGUUUCUGUCGAUCAUUAUUCCAAAACGUGUCCAUGUAAACACGUAUUUUGAUCGUGACUCUCUAACCUGACUUAGUCUUCACUCUUUAACCUUUGGUUUAUUUACUGAGGUCAGAACAGGAAGUUUCAUUAUUUACACUCUAACCACAGGUGCCGUGUCUGCUCCUCUGAUAACAUAAGAAGGCGUACAAACAGCGUAAUGAUGUCACAUCUGUACACACAGUACAACUGUUGACAGAAUAGUAAGAUAAGUACGCAAGGGCGCCAUCUAGUGACAACAUUUAACGGGGGGGAAAUCCUGAAUUAGAUGGAGUGAGACACUACUGUGUUUGUUGGUUUGUUGACAGCACAGGAGUAAAUACAACUCUUCUUCUUCUUCUGCGAUUGUUUUAGCGAAAUCAGAAAACUCUGCGCAUGUCCAAAUGUUUCUAAUCACGUCCUGAUCAGAUUAUUUGAUUUAUAUAUAAACAGUAGAUUCAGAUUUUCUGAUCCCUCAAAUUUUUUAAUUGGAUCAAGAAAUUUUGCCCAUGUAAAUAUUAGGGGUGUCCCAAUAUGAUAUUGAUAUCAGAUAUCAGUCCGAUAUCAGCAAAAAAACAAAUAUCAGAUUAUAUCAGUCUGCAUCGAAAAUCUCCAAAACCAGCACUUCGAUACAAGCAGACCAUUUUAGACUCCACUCCAGCACCUCUAUCGAGCAGCGCCCAGAUCCAGCAUGUAGAGCCCACAUGAUCACAACAACAGUGUGGACUGAGGUACGAACAAAGAAGCAAGGAGUAGGAGUGAUGUCAGGAUUUUUCGUUAAAGUCAGAAAAAGAGGUUGCAGCUGAGUGCAAAACUUGUCAUGCAAAGUUUGUGCCAAUAUUGGAUCAAUAUCAGUAUCAGACAGUGCUGAAGGCUACAAUGUCAGAUUUAUGUCUGAAAGGAAACAAAGACGCAGAGUUGAAAAAAGCGUGGGUCUCCUCUCACAGGUUCCUGGUGUCGCUGAGAACCGACCGUCUGUACUACGAGGAGACGCACUGAGGGUGUCCAAAUCUGAGGACACCGUGGAGCCCAUCACUCAGUACUGCGGAUAUGUGCACCGGGUUGAGCUGGACAGUGUGAAGCUGGGCUUCGCCAAGAGGUAAAGACUUAGAUGAUACUUAAAUGAAGAAAACCCUGUUCAUGGUAAAGAAUCGAGUAUUCACUUUGCGCCUCUUUUCCUUCCAGGUUGUUGCAGAUGUUUGUCAGCAACAUGAAGUUCGACGUGGAGUUCACCAUCAACAGGUAUACCCUGAAGCUGCAGCAUCGUGCGGUGGAGUUGGCGGUCCAACAUAAGCUGGGAGAGGUGCUGUUCCCGUCUCUGACAGCAGGAGCGAACCUCCCCAUGCCUAAACUCAGGUCUGUAAACAUUCAUUCACAAAACACUGAAAAAACACUGAAAUAGUUGUAUCAUCGAACACACACGACCUAAAAACUUCACUUUAACCUGCGCAGAGACCAUUUUAUCCUCUUAUUGUAAACAGAGAAAUAAACAGAGAGUUUGUAUCUCAAGAUUUUUCUUCAUAUUUGCACAGACUAAUAAUCGAUCUCUCUCUCUCUCUCCCUCCAUGCAGCAUGUUUAACCGUCAGCUGGAAAACAACCCGCAGCAGUUUGCUGCAGUCCAGCGUAUCGUCGCCGGCUCGUCCAAACCUGCUCCUCACCUCGUGUUCGGACCUCCUGGAACUGGAAAGACAAUCACUCUGGUUGAAGCCAUGAACCAGGUACCAAGUUUUCAGGAACUCUAAGAUAAUUCACUCUCUCAUGUUCGCACUCUUUGGUGAAGAACAUCUUUGUUAGUUCUUAAUGAUCUGUUGGUCCUCUCGGUUGGUUUGUGAAAGAGACGGUUAUAUGAUUCAAUGAAGCAGAAUUAUUGAUCAGCUGUGGACCGAGCAUCACCAGCCUGUUAUUUUAGUUUUGCUGUUUUGUUUUUAAUCUUUGUUCCUUUCACUGGGGCUGAUGUAACAGACUCAUGUAUGUGCUGCUUAUCAAACAGAGAGAAAAUCUGUUUUUUCUUUCCUUUCUCUGCCGUAUUAACAAAAGGACGAUCAUUAAGAUCUCUUUCCACAAUAGCUCAGUGAAUAUUUCCAAAAAAAUGUCCUUUUUUUUGACACAUGUCUUUGCAGAACUCUCUUCCUCUGCGGGCGUGUAAGAAAAACCCCCGUAUUUAUCUUUGAUUUGUGUCUAAAGAGCUGCGAGCGGCUCAUCAAUAAAAGAUGAGACAGCUGCAGGAAAAGGAGCCGAUUUGUCUUCAAAGCUGAGUCAAAGUUUAGUCCAUGUAAACUGGAAGAUAGCUCUCAUGUUCUGGCUUCAUGUUUCCUUUUAUAAUAACAACCUAGAACUGAUGCUGGACUGUGAGAAAAUCCAGUUUAUUACACUGAUUGUUAAAGGCCUUUUACAAAUAACCUCUAAAUGAUGUUCAAGUGUCAUAAUUAACAGAGAAAUCUGUCCUACAGGCGUGUUUAAUGAAGGAAACAGUAAAUAUGUUUCAGUCUCAGAUGAGUUAGUCUCCUCUGUCUUUGUUUCCAGGUCAGCAGGGCUGAACCUUCGGCCCACAUCCUCGCCACUGCUCCUUCAAACAGUGCCUGUGACCUCCUCUGUGAAAGACUGAUGGUCCACAUGGAUCCUCAUCAAGUUUACCGCCUGUACGCCAGCAGCCGAGACCCCAGAACCGUCCCGAACAAACUACUGGUGAGUCUGAGAGUUGAUAUCUGUUCAGUUACAGCCAUCGUUUGGGGAGCUGUACCCAAAGUUCAGGAGUUCUGGCCACAAAGUUUGCUCUUUUUUAACCCAGUGUAGUUUCAUAUCUGAACAACAUCCUUCAGAAGAAUUUACAUGAUAAAAUGGAGGACAUAUAAACCAAAACAUUCACCAACCAAAGUUGAAAUUGAAGGUGUACUGGUUUCCUGUUUGCGGCUACAACAGUCUGAUAAAAGUCCAGUUUCUGCUUCGACUCUUUAAGGAAAACAGGCGAAGUUGAACUUUUCUUUGUUGUCUACAUGUUCAUGUUUUCAUUUUUCUGAUGCUGCAGGACAGAUCAGGAGAAAACUAAGUGAGAAAUUUUAUUUCUGAGUAUUUCUUCAGUCAAAUCUCUGAAUCUGUAGCAGACCCAAACGGCAGGUUCAGAUACAGUGAGAUUUCCUACAUCACAAAUCCAAGCUCCGCCCCCAGAGCCCCGCUAUGCAGACCAGACUCUGAAAAGUAGAGAGGAGAUGUGUGUUAGUGGAUUGCAAUUCUCGUAAGAAAGCUAAUUAUGGUAUUAACUUUCAUCGUGUCCACAAAGACAUUAGUGUCUGAGAGCUGAAAAGCUCCUAUGUUACCUGCUACUUCUACUACAUCAACAAUGCUAGGCUACAAGCUAGCAUGAAGAGGAGUGUGCAGAGCAGCGCUGUCUCCGCCCACGACUCAGAGGUGAAUUACUAAUGAGAUACUGAAGCUCUGCAGAAGAAAAUGACUCAGGUUACGUGAUUUUGGCUAAAACUUCCUAAACACAAUUUAAAGACCUCUGAGAACACUUAAAAGUGUAAAACAAUAUGAUCAGAGUGGGACUUUAAAACUGUCUGCUGUAUAUAGAUAGUUUAAAAGUCCUAGAACUGGAUCAUGUCCAGACCAGUCAUCAACUAAACCUCUUUUUAGGGGAUCAUUGAUGGGACCGAACAUGAGAGACUAAUCCUGUUUCUGAGAGACGGCAGCAGAUGAACUUAUUUCUGUAAAGUGAUGUCUCGUCUUUCGUGUCUUCCAGAAAAACUGUAACUGGGAUCAGACUCAAGACGCUUUCGUGUUCCCGGACAGAUCUGUUCUGAUGAAAUACAAAGUCAUAGUCGCGACUUUGUUCACAGCUGGCAGGUAGGUUUCUUCCAGGCGUUUUAACAUCUGUAUUUCGUGGUCUUAUCACACUCUCACAGCUCCUUUUGUUCCUGGUUCUAGGCUGGUGUCUGGAGGAAUCUCAGCGGACCAUUUUACUCACAUCUUCCUGGAUGAAGCCGGUCAGGCAGCGGAGCCGGAGUGCGUCAUUGCUGUUGCAGGUCGACUCUAAAAAAAACCUCAUUCCUUCACUGAGUCUGUUCUCUAACUGAAGAGUGGUUUUGAUUCCUCAUCGAUACUAUAGAUUGACUUUUUAUCAGCUCUUAAGGUUGAUCCAACUCUUCAUCAUGUUCUCAUUUCAACAGAGUAGAAGUCUGACUUUCAGCAGCAGCACUUUAGCUCCAUUUACCUCGUGAGUCUUGGUAUCAGCGUCACUCCUUUCACACUGUAAUAGAUGCAAUUUAGCUGUUGAGACAAAGGUCACAUGAUGGGGGAGGGUCUGUCAAGAGGCCCCUGAAACACUGAACAGGUCUCUCUCUGGUUAUUCUGCUGAACCUGAUCUGUGGUAGGAAUGUGAAGAAUCUGAGGAGUGAAUUCCCCCGACACUUUCUACUCUGUUCGUUUUCACUUCACAUGUUUGCAAACCUGACAGAUUUCUGCAGACGGAGAAAACGGCUGCUGUAACGGUUCAAGAUGGUCUCCUGAUUUUAAGAAGGUGAUCACACUGACUCAUCUGUUCACUGAUUGGUCGGAUGUUUUGCUUCAGGUCUGCUCAGGGCGGGGCAGGGUCAGCUGGUGCUGGCGGGAGACCCCAAACAGCUGGGACCCAUCGUUCGCUCACGCCUGGCUGUGCAGCAUGGACUCGGUGAGAUGAGGGGGUUUCAUUAUCUUAUUAUGGGAUGUCAUUUUCUUUAACGUAAAGGUCUUACAUGUGAUGCUGCGGUGUUCCUCAGGGAUUUCUUUGCUGGAGAGACUGAUGGACCACAACGCCUUAUAUCAGAAAAACGACUCCGGACACUUUGACACCCGGUUUGUCACCAAGCUCCUGCGAAACUACAGGUUUAUACUCCAGAUUUCACUCCCAUAUUUUCUGCUUUUAUCGAUCAAAUGUUUAGAGUGCUGCUGCUGCUGCUUCUCAUAUUCCUCAUUUUAUCGUCUUCUUCUCAGGUCUCACUCUGCGAUCCUGAAGAUCCCCAACGAGAGGUUUUACGACAAUGAGCUGCAGGUGUUUGCUGACCAGUGGGAGCGGGAAGCCUACUGCAAAUGGGAGCACCUCCCCAGAAAGGUGUGUGGACUAAAAAACCCAAUACAGGUGUCAUGAGCUGUAAAUAUUACCGCCAAAGUGUUUGAUAUACAGAGAACACAGGAGAUGCUGUCGAGUUUGGUUUGUACGAUACACAAAACAAAGAAGAAAGACCCAAAAAUGCAGAACUAAGGAUUCAUUAAAGCAAAAGUCCAACUAAAACUUGCUCUCAAACAAAAUCCAAAAGUCAAAAAACACAAGAAGCAAAAUCCAAAGAAUCAAAACACAAGGAGACAACUGGGGACACAAGCGUACGCUGACAUUGACAAACACACACAACGAACCAACAAGAGCAGAGGGGAAGACAAGGACUAUAUACACACACAAGGAAACGUGCAACAGGUGAGACAGACGAGACACAGGUGAGACUCAUGGGUGAUUAACGAAGGAAGUAAAACUAGACUAGAAACACGAGGAAUCAACUCCUACAAAAUAAAACAGGAAAUAAACACUGAAAACUGAUCAGAGAACAGGAGAGAAACAGGGUCAAACAUCAUUGAAUGAUCACAAGACUGGACUUCAGGGGAACAGGAACACAAAGAAAAUAGACUCCAAUAACAAAACAAUGAAAAAACUACAUUUACAGAACAUAUCAUGACAAUAAGAGCUUUAAGACGUGUGAUCACCACCAGCAAACGCUGUAUUUAUUAUCAAAAUAAAGAAAUAAUCAGCUUAAGAGAUAAUCUGAAUCAGCAGCUGCCUGAUAUGGAUUUUGAUGUAAUGGUCGUCAACGCAGCAGAGUCAUUAAAAAAACAGUGGUCAGAAUAUGAUAUCAUGAGAUUAUGAUGAGAAAUGUAGAAAUACUGUCAAUAUGAGAGAAAAAUCUCACUGCGGUCCUCAAACAUAAAAUAAUACAAACAGAAAUAAAAUACCAUUUUAGACAAUAAAACACACACACUCGUAUGUCUACAAUAGUUGUUGAAUAUUAAAAAUAACUUCUUUAGAAAUAAAACUUUACAAAGUGCUUUGACAGAUAAAGCAGAAUAAAAAUCUCAGCGAAUAAAAAGGUCCAAAAAAAUCACAGAAUAAAAUCAGUGCAGUAAAGAUUAAAAAAAGGAAUGCCUGUUUUUUAUGAUAUUUACGGUAAAUACUGAAACCAUGAGUGCUUUAUUUACUCUUUUUAUCACAUUUACUUUACUUACAUGAAAUAAUUAUAUCUAAGCUGCAUUAUUAACACUGUCCUCUGAUUUUUUACACGUAUUUCUACAACAUUUAUUUCAUUUGAUAGACACAGAAUCAGAUGGUUUGUAGAUCCUCUUAAAGCCUGGAUUUAAUCAAAAAACUAAUAUGUUAUAAAUGCUGAUUUUAAAUUAGAUGCCAGCAACAUGUUUUAAAGUUAUCAUCAGAUGUUUCCCUCAAUACAGACGACAAAGGCCAAGCUAACUCAAUAAACGCGAUGAAGUUUUCUGGUUAAAUGUUGGUUUAUAACAGCAAAUGUCUAUAAUGAGAGCAAAUUAAAGGACUGUACAUGUUGGGUGUUUGAAAAAUAAUAACAUCAAGUUAGAGGGAAUAAUGGGGAAAAAUCUCUUCAGGAUCUAAGUUGGGCAAAAAAAUAGACUAGAUAAAUCUAAACUCAUGAGAUCAACUGGAAAAAGGUUUUUGAUGGGAGCUCUCCUUCAGGACGGUAAAACCUGAGCUCAAAACAAACAAAACUCGGAGAGGAAGAGAGAAAAUAAUUCACUAAGCUGAUCGCCCACUUCCCUCCGACUACAGGGUUUCCCGCUGAUCUUCCACGGGGUGAUGGGGAAGGACGAGCGAGAGGCCAACAGUCCGUCUUUCUUCAACGUGUCCGAGAUCCAAGUUCUGAUGGACUACCUCACCAAGCUGAUCGACACUCAGGGAAAGAAGGGUCUGCCCAAACUGUCGGCUAAAGACAUCGGCAUUAUCGCCCCCUACAGGAAGCAGGUGAGUUUGCAUGAUGGUUCUGGGGAUGAGGGUGAACAGUUGGGAGUCGUCGAGCUCACGUGUUUGUCUUCUGGCAGGUGGAUAAAAUCCGGAAGGCUCUGAGGUCUGUCCCGGCGCUGAGUCGGUGGAGUGAUCUCACCGAGCUCAAGGUUUGGAAACUGCUGUGAACACAUCAGCUCACGUUGACAUAAAGAACAGGAUGAUUGUUUUCACACUGGUGUUCAUUUCUCUUCUUGGUGUCAGGUCGGCUGUGUGGAGGAGUUUCAGGGACAGGAAAGGAAGAUCAUCAUGGUCUCCACAGUCCGCAGCAGCAUCAACUACGUCAGGAUGGACCUGGACUUCAACAUUGGAUUCCUGGCCAACGCGAAGGUUCAUCAUAUCCUUGACUAUGACCUCUUAAAGAGAUUGUGAACAGUUCAUCAUUUCCUCUCUUUAUGCAGAGAUUCAACGUGGCCCUGACCAGAGCCAAGUCCCUGCUGAUCGUGGUGGGAAACCCUGUGAUCCUCAACAAGGACCCCGUCUGGAAGGAGUAAGGCCAGACUCAGAUUUAGGAAGUUUAGGCUCAGCCAUGACUGGAUGUCAUUGAGAAAUAAACUCGAACAUCAUCAGCAUAGCAACGAAAUGACAUGUUAUAUUUAUGGAAAAUAGAGUCAAAGGGGUUAACACAUGCAGAGGAAACAAGACUGGGCUCAGAGCAGAUACUUGAGGGACACCACAAAUAAGACGGUCCAUCCUCUGACCACUUAAGAGCGGUCUUAAAGGUGGGGUCGGCAGGAAUACGUUAAAGAAGUGUCUUUUUUGUGUGGUGUUUAAACAAAAAAUCUUUAAAUAUCAGUCAAUAGAUAUUAGUUAUUGAUGACCUUUUGAAAUAUAAUGAUAUCUCUUAUGUCUGUGUCGUCAACAUUUGAACAUUUUUGAGCGGUCCGCUCUUUCUGACUGUAAACAAAGCCGUUCUCCACCUCCUCUAACCUGAUUGGUCGUGAGGCAGACGCUGCUCCCCCGUGUCGUUCAGGAGCCCAAACAAAGUUAGCGUGCUACAAUAUCGGACAGUAGAAACCAACCAGAAAGUUUGGAAAAUUGUCUGAAUCCUCCUUUGGCCACAACAAGACACAAGCAAGAAAACAAAGUAAAUACCGGAGACUCUGGAGGAAUAACGGGCACUUAAAACGGAGGUAGACCGGACAAGAGCUAAAAAGCCGGGUCAACAUUGGCAUAAAUGCUUCUGGAUCUUGGUGACCCUGUAACCUUUCUGCUGGACAGGUAAACCGCUUUAACAAAGUAAGACAAGUGUCUGUAACAGAAGUGUUUCUUGUCAAACGGACCUGCUGUAGCGUGUUGUAGCGCCAUCGCUAAACUGUCCUCCCUCGGGUCCUGGACUAUGUCACUUUAUCCUCGUUGUAGAAGUCCUGCAAACAUUGUGUUUGCUGGUAGUCUGUUGGCAUCUACAGUAGCACCAAUGCUUUUGACUUUCACCUUGACUGGGCCCCAUUUGUAAUGAUCUGAAGUAUUUAUCUGCAUUAUAUCUGAAUUUAAUCGGAACGAUACGAGCGAGCAGGAGAGUCUGUUUGUGGGCGGGGCUUGAGGGGAGAGGAGGAGCUGAGGGGAAAACUGGUUUGGAGGGGUAGAGUUUACAUUCAAGUUUCAGAACUUUGACAUGGUUUAAAAACAGACUGAAACUGUUCAAACAUGACAGUUAACUACAAAUAUCUGCAGCUAAGACAGGGAAACAUUUACCACUGCAUUGCAUCACCUGUUUUCUGAACAACACGACCAACAUUUAAAACCCGGGGAGUUCGGCUUCUGGAGUUUAAGAAAUGAAAUAUUAUCUCAGUCUUACAGCUCACUGACUCUUAUUUAGUCGAGGUCGUAUCAAGCAGCUUUUUCUCAGUGCGUAUUUGUUGUUGUUUUUCUCAUCAGGUUCAUCAGCUACUGUGUGAAGGAGAAAGGCUACACUGGAUAUGACUUUACUGAGGCAGAGGGAGAAGACGAGCUCGUGGCGAGGCUGUUGACCCUGAGAAUCUGCAAGAGUAAGCGAAGUUAAACCAGAUCUAGAGAUGAUGGUUGGCUGGAUCAGUACACGGGUCGUCAUUUAUUCUCGCUUGUAUGGCGUGUGAAAAAUAGUUUGCCGCUGUGAGAAACCGUGUCUUUGUGUGUUUUUCUCAGAUCCUGAGUCGGAUGAGAGCGCCCUCCAGCAGCACAUGGACCUGGAGUGGAAGAACGAGCAGUAGACUCUCCGUUUAACAUCCUCAGCAGAGAGAAGUCGAUCUUUAGCUCCUUUCAGUUCUCAUUUUUCCCUCCUUUGUCUCGUAACACGACACUGUCAUCUUUAAUUUCAGAGAACAUCCUUUUUUGGAAACUUUUCCGAGAGCAGAGUUUUUGUUUCUGGCUCAGUUAAACCACACCGUCUUUGUUUUUUUUGUUUUUUUGACGAUAAUGCCAAAAUGAAUCCACCACCUUCUCUCUUUUCCUUCUUUGCUGUUGACUCUUUUACGUCGACUCUUCUGUUGCUUUCUGAGUGAAACUGCAGCCAAAGAGGAUUGGCAGGAAAGUCUCAUACUCUCAAACUUUAAUUAUGAUGAGAAAAUAAGGAGUAGUUUGUCAUACUUCUCAACAUUGUUUCUACGUACAAAGUCAGUUUCUUAAACACAUCAUGUUUUCCUGUCAGACUCUUACAGCCUGUUAAAAAAAUAAACAUCAUUUUCUAAUCA
This is a messenger RNA of Xyrichtys novacula (pearly razorfish), 15645 nucleotides long. Lineage: Eukaryota; Metazoa; Chordata; Actinopteri; Labriformes; Labridae. The record is from the annotation of a GenBank genome assembly.